Molecule: messenger RNA, 1572 nt
Organism: Vicia villosa (hairy vetch)
Lineage: Eukaryota; Viridiplantae; Streptophyta; Magnoliopsida; Fabales; Fabaceae
Product: protein FAR1-RELATED SEQUENCE 5-like
Exons: 4
Coding region: 1-1572 (523 amino acids)
Biological process (GO): regulation of DNA-templated transcription
Molecular function (GO): zinc ion binding
Source: RefSeq, a predicted model, not a curated record
AUGUCUGUAAGAUCCUCCUUUCAAGUUAUGCGUCAAAUAGCUGGUGGUUCAAAGAACCUUGGGUAUUGCUUUCAAGAUUUAAAGAACUUUCUCACCACUGUUCGACAAAAGGAAAUGGUCAUUGGUGAUGCAACUAUGAUCCAACAAUAUCUUAGAAAUGAACCUUUGAGGAACCCAUCGUUCUAUUAUGAUAUCCAAGUUGAUUUUGAAGAGAACAUAGCUAGCAUUUUGUCUGCUCCAUUCCUUGGAUUUGACAAUCACCGUAAGAGUGUAUUAUUUGGUUCUACCCUGCUCUACGGUGAGACUUCUGCAAGUUUUGAUUGGUUGUUUACCACUUUCCUGAAGUGCAUGAAAAAUAAGAAACCCAUUACAAUUUAUACAGACCAAACUUGUGCUUUGAUGAAGUCAGUUCGAAACAUUUUUCCCGAUGUCUUCCAUGGGUUGUGUUCCUGGCACAUGGGGGAGAAUGAAAAAUCCAACUUAGGCUCUCAUUGCAAUGCUGCAUUUCUUGACGAACUACAUCAUCUGGUUUCGAAUGUUGAUGAUGAGGCAGAGUUUGACUUCAACUGGAAUAAGAUGCUUCAAAAUUGUUUUGGUGGUAAAGCUACUUCUGAAUUUACUUGGCUUGUCCAGAUUCAUCGUAAUCGUACUCAAUGGUCUUCUGCUUGGGCGAAAUCACACUUCACUGCUGAUAAUCAUGCUGAUUGUGAUUACAAGGAUGCCAGUACCAGGCCAAGAAACAAUUAUCCCAACAGCCAAAUCAUAAGGUCUGUUGUUGCCAAGUAUACUCCAGCAUCGUUUGCAUUCAUUCACAAGCAAUAUGAUCUUUCUUUCAAAUAUUAUUAUGAGGAGGACACAUCAAGAAGUUCAAUUUCUAAUAGAGUUUUCAAAGUGUUCAUAAUUCAACUUGUUCGUGAUGCCGAUGAGAUGGAUUAUGAUAAUAAUGUUGCUGGGAAUGUUUAUAUGUCGGUCGAAGAAGUUCCAGAAAAUCUUCUUCCUAAUGAUCAAGAUCCUUUGCGACUUGAUGAGAGGAUUGUUACUAUAGAUAUUGGGAACAAGAUUUUUACUUGUACAUGUCGGAUGUUUCAGAACCGGGGAUUCUUAUGUCGCCAUGUUUUCAAGAUAUUAGCCUUCUUAGGGAGUUCUGUCCAAUACCAGUCCUUGAAGACCAUACCUGACCACUACAUAUUGAAGCGUUGGACUAAAGGAAUUCGUCCAUCCCUUUAUAAGUUACAACCCAUCACCAUUGGAGGAAUUCAAGAUACUACUUUACACAAAGAUAUCAACAAGCUUCUGCAAUCAGAAGAGUUAAUUGUUGCUAAAGGCGUUUCCGGUCAACCUUCAUCUUCCAGGUCUACAUCUUGCAAAGAUACUAGCGUUGCUGAACCUCUUGUAGUUGAUUCUAGUGCAAAAAAGUUCAAAAAGAGACCCAAUCCAAUCAGGUAUAAGAAACGGCUCAAAAGUGAUUAUGAGUUAGCUAGGGAGAGACAAAGAUUCAUCGCACAACGGAAGAAACAAAAGAAAGACAAAGAUGCUGCAAAAUUAGCUUUAACAAUGAACAAUGUUGAUUGA